Molecule: messenger RNA, 2424 nt
Organism: Maylandia zebra (zebra mbuna)
Lineage: Eukaryota; Metazoa; Chordata; Actinopteri; Cichliformes; Cichlidae
Gene: gjb3
Product: gap junction protein beta 3
Biological process (GO): cell-cell signaling
Cellular component (GO): connexin complex
Molecular function (GO): gap junction channel activity
Source: RefSeq, a predicted model, not a curated record
AAAGACAUUUCUCAGCACUGCGCUCCCUUACCUGGCGAGCAGAGCCAAGUCUGUGCACUAAAGGAGUCAAACGAACUAAAAGAAACGACAGAUCAUCGGGGAAUAAACACGUGCUUGCAUCGGUUUGGAACAAUUAUGGAUUAACCUUCUUGGGUCUGAAGAGAAACUGCUACCAAGAUACUUAACUGCCAGACUAGACCAUGGACUGGAAAACCUUUCAAGCCCUCCUCAGUGGGGUGAACAAAUACUCCACGGCAUUUGGGCGUCUUUGGCUGUCAGUGGUGUUUGUGUUCAGGGUGUUGGUGUAUGUGGUGGCAGCAGAACGAGUGUGGGGUGACGAGCAGAAGGACUUUGACUGCAACACCAAGCAGCCCGGCUGUGCCAACGUCUGCUAUGAUCACUUCUUCCCCAUCUCCCACAUCCGCCUAUGGGCCUUGCAGCUCAUCUUUGUCACCUGUCCAUCAUUAAUGGUGGUCAUGCAUGUGGCGUAUCGUGAUGACCGUGAGCGCAAGUACAAGGCCAAGCAUGGUGAGAACACCAAGCUGUACAACAACACGGGCAAGAAACAUGGCGGCUUAUGGUGGACUUACCUGAUCAGCCUCUUUGCUAAGACGGGCAUUGAAAUCGCUUUCCUCUAUAUCCUCCACCGAAUAUACAACAGCUUCUACCUGCCAAGGCUGGUCAAGUGUGAAGUGUCGCCUUGCCCGAACAUUGUGGACUGCUACAUUGGUCACCCCACUGAAAAAAAAGUCUUUACAUACUUCAUGGUCGGAGCUUCAGCCCUCUGCAUCGUCCUGAAUAUCUGUGAGAUCUUUUAUCUCAUCUACAAGCGCAUUGUACAGUGUGCAAAAAAGGUUAAAAGACGCAACCGCGCCAUGGACAUCCAACAUGACGACUUUGAGGACCCCUUUAACAACUCCAACCGUGUUGGGUCGAAGCAUGAUCUAAAGGAAAAGCCUUCAUUCCUCAAAUCUUCAUACAAGUCUCCUCCAUACAGACCAUCUGCAAUCAGACUUGAGGAGAAGAUACGAGCCUCUGCUCCUAACCUAUCUAUCUCAUGAUCAGAGCUGAAACCAGGCCAAAGAGCAAAAGCUCUGCAGAGUUUGGGCUGCAAUCCAAAGACAGAACUAAAAAAAUGAGAGACUCAGAACAAUGAGCCAAACUACAUUCUGUCAGAGCCUGGAAGUUGAGUCAUCAGUACUGGAUUCAUCCUGUGGACCCUUGUGUCCACAUGCAACACUUAAGGAGCACAUGAACUUUUGUUUUGGCUUGAAGCAAAAUUGGUCUUUUAGUGAUAUGCGGUUUGAAUUUUUUAAUAAAGGUUCACUGCGCGGUGAGGGGUUGGUGGUGGUAAUGAAUCCUCCCUGCCAGUAUCCACAUGUCUGAGCACCCUACUUCCCGUUUUGCUUCUGUGAUCCCUUUAUUUUAAUUUGAACUUAAAUCAUGGAUUUCCUUUCCCAGUUUUAUAGUAAAGUGUUGUGCAGCAGAGUGUGGAGGCUCGUUUGGUGAUACGUAUGUUUGAGGAAUAGUAGAAAUUGUGCAAACUGGCUUAAAAAAUGAGUUUUCUAUUGCAUUUAGGAUCAACUAUGGUAACAAAAAAUGCAUUUAUUGUUGUUGCAUUGUUCCUUCUGAAUCCUUGGUAGACAUGUUGCUUGGUCUCAGUUUAUGCUGUAGACACGCUGUGUUUUGACGUACUUGUACACAACGCCGUCUGAUCCAAGACCACUGUUGAUUUUAAAGGUGAAAGGAAUGCUGCUGUUUAAUUCAGUGCUGGAAGACUGUGGACACACACACGGCUCACGGAACUGUAUUCAAGUAUUUUUGUGAGUCAUUCAUUGGCGACUGUGGAAGCUCUGAGGAAUUGUAUUUCCUGUCCUUGUUAUUAUUUCAUUUUUAUAAUUGUAAAGAUGUUAAAUGUUUGGAAUAUGUUUCUGUUUGUUCUUUUAUCAGAGCGUCACUCCAUGCCAGUUCAAAUGCCUAAAAUGUCUAAAAACAGCCCUAGCUUCAUCCUCUACUUUGUUGCUAUUAAGAGCUGCCUUUAAUCCCCUUGAUUAAUUUUUUUUUUUAGGCCGAUCUGUGGUCAGGUGGGACGUCUGCUUGUCAUUAUAUUAUGUUCAAGUUGUUUCAAAAACAUACGUUGAUUUGAAAAAUCAACAUACGUUUGACAACUUUCACAUUUGUAAACAAGUUAGAAUUUAGAUAACUACAUAACUUAGAUUUUGGUCACCGACUCAUUCCUACGGGCUUUGCUUGUCUAAGAUCUUUAGCGGACAUUUCUGGAAUCUCAAUCUGCCUGUCAGGCUCACAAAGCCGGUUUUAAAAGGUGUAGCAGGAACCGUUUUUAUCCUGAGUCAUUUACGCAAGCUGGAAAAUUACUAUAGAAAUGGUGAUGAUGCACUCUCACCUCCAUUGACUUGCAUUGCA